AUGAGCGGUACUGUCCAUCUCUACAGGCAUAAGGUCACCGACGAACCCAUUGCUGUCAAGAUCUUUAAACUCCCUACCGACAUUGAUGGGAUGAACAGACAGAUGGCCUACAUCCUUGAGGAAGCUGACCUCUUAGAGACCUUGGGUCGAAAUGACUGCUUCCCAAGCUACCUGGGAUGUCUCCAGACAAGUCCAGGCUACGUAGGCCUAGCAAUGGAGUUCAUCGGUGACGUGACCAAUGGAGAGUCUUGGACAUUGGAUAGAGGUAUGGACGAGUUAGAUCUGACCAAGAAGCAAUGGCUUAAGCUCGCCCACAACAUCUCCACCUCCUUGGGUCAGAUGCAUGAGAUGGGGUUCCUCAUGAAUGACCUCAAGGACGACAACUGCCUCUUAAGGAAGACCCAGACUGGUCAGUGGGAGGCAGUGAUCAUCGACUUUGGACUCGUCUCUCCAAGGACGAAGCCUUUCUUCUGUCGACUUUCUGAUGACAAGAAAGAAAAGUACAGGAGAAAUGAAAACUUCGUCCACCUCGCUCCUGAGUGCGCCCUUGAUGAUGAGGCCACAACCACCAUGAGCGAUGUAUACCAACUUGGACGACUUCUGAAGUUGAUGGGAGAUGAAGCUGACAUCGCUGAGCUUAACUCCAUUGGUGUCAUGUGUACGCAGACCCCUCCCACUAGUCGACCGACCAUCGAAGAUGUCGUCGACUUGUUGGAGUGUAUGAUGUAA
This is a messenger RNA of Lytechinus variegatus (green sea urchin), 729 nucleotides long. RefSeq lists its product as uncharacterized. The record is from RefSeq and is a predicted model, not a curated record. NCBI's taxonomy places the organism in Eukaryota, Metazoa, Echinodermata, Echinoidea, Temnopleuroida, Toxopneustidae. The transcript is spliced from 4 exons. Bases 1 to 729 code for a protein of 242 amino acids. Gene Ontology annotation, biological process: protein phosphorylation; actin cytoskeleton organization. Gene Ontology annotation, cellular component: nucleus; cytoplasm. Gene Ontology annotation, molecular function: ATP binding; protein serine/threonine kinase activity.